AUGUUCACCCAACUCUCCACCUUCACCAGCGGCGCUGACGCCGUCCUUAGUGUAACACUGACAGCCACGGCACAAUCCUUCCCCUAUCGUCAACAAUGGCGCCUUUGUCGUGUCACGACCUGCCUUGCCAUAAACCAGUCUCCAGACCAACCACUCUACCUCGGUAGAAUUAAAAACAGUGCAACUAAAGAGAGCGACUUCUUGAUCCGCGGCGUUAAAUGGCGUCGAAGAGGUGGAAAGCUUCCAGCCGCCAGGAGUUUAACCAAGGAAGGAUCCAGCGGAGUUCCUGACGAAGACCUCAUUAGGCAAAACUCGUCAUUGAAGUCUACCUGUUCAACAAAUGACAUGGAAACAGCUUCCCUCUAUUCGGAGGAGAGUAGCGGCUUUCGCCAAGGUUCGGAAUCGGACACGGUGAUUCUCUGUUCCAACGGAAAUUCGCAUUCCUCUUCGGUCGCGACGCAAAUGCCAUAUCCCUCGGAGUUCAUUCUACCUAGUAGAGAGGAGGCGGCAUCGCGUAUUCACAUAGUUGAUGUCUACAUACAGGGUUCAUCACCCAGCGGUGGAAAUCAGGAUAGAUGUCUUUUAAGAUCGCGUUUGCUUUCCCUUGCCACCAGCAUAGCGUGCCGAGACUUUUCUGAAGAUGAAGACAUAAUGCAGGGGCAGAACAUGUAUUGUCGACAUGCAGAGAGGCUUGGGGGUUAUUGGCAUGGUCCGAAGGCCCUCCACCCGGCGGAGGUUGUACUGUACUUUCACUUUGCAGUAUUGCCUUUGGACCGUGCCAAUGGCAUCCCACCUCUUCCUUAUGCUGUCCAAGUAUCUCCGGAAGGUGAUAUUAAAAUCAACCAUCUCGCCUGUCUUGCCCACAUUCAAAAGGUGAUUGGCGAAACCAUUCAAGGUGCCCGAAUUCUCGUUUUCAAUUGUCAGGACCCUGACCCUAAUGUGACUGAAAUGUUUGAUCAGACCGUCGACUGCUGCUUUGACCUCAAUUCGAUACCCGACCUCCAGUCGUUCAUUCGCUUUUGCGAGAUGUGCUACGAUUGGCUGGCGAGUAGCAACUCAAACACCGUACUUUUUCAUGCGGAGAGUCCCACCGCAACUAAACGUUUGCUCUUGCUCCUCUUCGCCUACGCCUGUUUCUGUGAUUCCGUUGAAAGGCAAAACAUUCGAACCAGCAAACGCCUGAAAGCCUACCUCUCCGCCUAUCCCAAUGGGAGAACCAGCGUUCCAGUUGUAUAUUUACGAUAUUCAACCUACAUGAAGAUUUUCACCCCCUUCCGUCGUCAGAGUAUUUCCAGGGCAACCAUGUCCGUCUAUUCCGUUGUUGUACACAACUGUCCUCUAUUCACCGAUCAUUCCGCCAGUAUUUUCUUUAAAUUCUACUCCUACUCUCCUCUGCGACAUGUCUACACAACAGAUGUACAUAAAUUAACCGGACGAAUAAGUGAGAGGGCAGUUUUGCUGUUUACCGAGGAGCCGAUAUCGCUGAGAGGCAACGUGAUAGUCUUGUGCUAUCGGCUCAAACCGGAGAAACUCGAAAGGAGACGUGUUUUCAAACUCACAUUCCAUUCCUGCGAGGGUCACAAGCAAAUGUUGACCUUCAAAUACGAUGCAUUUGACGAAAUUUCGGAAGCCGUACCAGCCACGUUUAAAAUGGAACUCCAUCUAACGCCAGUGAUGGAUGACAAGUCGGUUCCCCCAGAAAGUACCAUCGGAAAUAACUUUUUUCUGGAAAAUACCAAGAAAAUCCGCCAUCGGAACAGUCAACACCUUCCGUUGGGUGACAGUAUCGAUCCGCUGAAUAUCAUCGAAUCACGAGAUAUCCCAUUGGAGGCAGUUCGACUUUCCGACUCGUUAGAAGAUAUCGACCAUGUACCUAACCGGUCGAGUCUGCUGGCAAACACCCAGGUAUUGGAAGAAGUCAGUCGUGAGCUAGUGCGGAACCGCAAUCAAACAUUCAACGACUUCUUUAUGAACGCCUGCGGUCGGCAGGACGACAAACAGUGGGGUUUUCCCGUGCACUUUAAACGAUACGCUUCAAAACAGCCUCCAUCACCGGACCUGCGAGGCCUGAAGGUCUCAAAAACCUCUGUAGAGGAUUGGCCAUCCAACUACGAAAUGUCAGAUAGAGGCAGCAUCGAUUCUGGAGCUGGUCUGCAUUCGGAUGCUUCAGGUGGUGUUAUUGACUUGAAAAAACAUAAGUCCCCAAAGCACAACAAAUCCAGCAAUGACGAACAACUGAUGCCUCCACCAGUAAGCAGUGUGGUCCCCCAUGCACGAACUGAAAAGACGACUCCAAAAUCGGUGGCCUUUUUGAAUUCCACCCCAAAGAGGGUGCCACCUCCACGGCCUCCACCACUAAAAGUGGCGGAGAAAAUGGACACCAACGAAGUGGAGAAGGAGCGGCAAGGUAAAACCCCCGCCGGUGUUCGUAGCGUUCCUACGCGAUACUUUGGCCCACUGGAAAAGUAUCAGCGGGUGGCUGAAAAGGAUUUCGCCGGUGGUGAGUGA
This is a messenger RNA of Echinococcus granulosus, 2508 nucleotides long. Its product is annotated as Tensin-1. Lineage: Eukaryota; Metazoa; Platyhelminthes; Cestoda; Cyclophyllidea; Taeniidae. The coding region runs from base 1 to 2508 and encodes 835 amino acids. The transcript has 17 exons. The record is from RefSeq and is a predicted model, not a curated record.